This is a messenger RNA of Silurus meridionalis, 5265 nucleotides long. Its product is annotated as NACHT, LRR and PYD domains-containing protein 12-like. Gene Ontology annotation, molecular function: protein binding. The transcript has 19 exons. NCBI's taxonomy places the organism in Eukaryota, Metazoa, Chordata, Actinopteri, Siluriformes, Siluridae. The record is from RefSeq and is a predicted model, not a curated record. The coding region runs from base 374 to 4297 and encodes 1307 amino acids.
CUCCCUCUCUCUCUUUUAGAAAAAAAGAGAAGAAUGUGUGUAAAUGUGUGUAUAUUAUGUGUAAAACAGCAAUACUGAAAAGAAAUGAGUUCUUGAGUUAAACUGCAGUAAAUUCUCUUGAACAAACCGGAAAAAGGAAACAGGUGCAGUUGCUGCAGAUGUGAAACAUGACUCGUUCAGAGCUUUUCUACACCUCAUGAGCGUCUCACAAACAGAAGCUGAGAAGGAAGCAGGAAGGAAGUGAAUUCAGCCUGAAGUUCUGAGUUACUGUGCAGAACAUCACUGGGGGCUGCUGCAGGGUCGAGCAGCGUCACAAAAACAACAAAAACAACAAUGUUUUGAAGCUGUGACUCCAUGAAGAGUGCGUGCAACCAUGGACCCUACAAUCGAAAAUGCUGGCACAUUACCUGGAGACAGUCAAACCCAGCUAAAAAGAUCCAACUCACCGGACGACAGCUGUGUCUCCAUGAAGAGUGAAUCCUCUAUGAAUUCUCCUCUGGAAUUCAAGGAUGGAGAUCGCUCAUCUGGACACAGUCAAACCCAGCUAAAAAGACCAGACUCACCGUUAGACAGCUGUGUCUCCAUGAAGAGUGAAUCCUCUAUGAAUUCUCCUCCGGAAUUCAAGGAUGGAGAUCGCUCAUCUGGACACAGUCAAACCCAGCUAAAAACAGUCGACUCACUGGUACACAGAAGUGUCUGUGCAUCUAUAAAUUCUCCUCCAGAAUUCAAGGAUGGAGAUCCCAAAUCUGGACACAGUCAAACCCAGCUAACAAGAUCUGAUUUACUGUUAGACAGCCACCGUGUCUUCAUGAAAAGUGAAUUAUCUAUGAAUUCUCCUCUAGAAUUCAAGGAUGGAGAUCCCCAAUCUGGACACAGUGCCCUAGAGCGAGUGACAGAGAAAACAGAACAGAAGAUCAGAAUCAGAGAUACAGGGUAUACAUCUGUAACCACUGGACCUCAUGUUCAGGAGAGAUGCAAAUUAAAUCUGGUAAAGAAGUUUCAGCACUUGAAUGAGGUGAUGACAAACCGGAGAAACCCAACACUUCUCAAUGAGAUCUACACAGAUCUCUACAUCACAGAAGGAGACAGUGGAAAAGUCAAUAAUGAACAUGAGGUGAGACAGAUCGAGGCAGCAUCCAGGAGAGCAGCAACAGCAGAAACACCUAUUAAAUGCAGUGAGAUCUUUAAGCCCUUAUCUGAAGAAGACAAACCCAUCAGGAUCGUUCUGACAAAGGGAGUCGCUGGCAUUGGAAAAACAGUCUCUGUGCAGAAAUUCAUUCUAGACUGGGCUGAAGGGAAAACAAAUCAGGAUGUUCUGCUCAUAUUUCCACUUCCUUUCAGAGAGCUCAAUCUGAUGAAGAAUCAAAAACGGAGCCUGGUGGAGCUUCUUCACUUCUUUUUGAAGGAGCAAAAAGAAACAAAUAUUUCCAGACUGGACAAAGUUCUGUUCAUUUUUGAUGGUUUGGAUGAGUGUCGUUUCUCUCUGGAUUUCCGGAACACAGUGAGAUUGUGUGAUGUAACUGAACCAGCAUCAGUAGAUGUUCUGCUGAUAAACCUGAUCAAAGGAAACCUGCUUCCCUCUGCUCUCAUCUGGAUCACCUCCAGACCAGCAGCAGCUGAUCAAAUCCCCCCUGAGUGUGUAGAUCGAGUCACAGAGGUACGAGGGUUCAAUGACCCUCAGAAGGAGGAAUAUUUCAGGAAGAGGAUCAGUGAUCAGAGCCUGAGCAGCAGAAUCAUCACACACCUGAAGUCAUUAAGAAGCCUUUACAUCAUGUGCCACAUCCCAGUCUUCUGCUGGAUUUCAGCCACUGUUCUAGAGAGAAUGUUGGGUGAAGCAGAGAGUGGAGAGAUCCCCAAGACUCUGACUCAAAUGUACACACACUUCCUCAUCAUUCAGACCAACUUCAUAAGAAAGAAGUACACAAAGAGCCAAGAGGCAGAUAAAGAAAUGCUUCUGAAACUGGGGAAACUGGCUUUUCAGCAGCUGAUGAAGGGCAACCUGAUCUUCUAUGAGGAAGACCUGAUGGAGUGUGGCAUUGAUGUGAAAGAAGCAUCAGUGUAUUCAGGUGUGUGUACACAGAUCUUCAGAGAGGAGUUUGGGCUUCACCAGAGUAAAGUGUACUGUUUUGUUCAUCUGAGCAUUCAGGAACAUCUCGCAGCUCUGUAUGUGCACCUGACUUUUAUUAAUGAAAAGAAAAAUGUUCUGAAGAACAAUCUGUUUUAUAAAAUUUUAAUGCUGUUCAGGAAACCCAAGAUGUCAGAUGUUCACAAGAGUGCUGUAGAUCAGGCUUUACAGAGUAAAAAUGGACAUCUGGAUCUUUUUCUUCGCUUUCUUCUGGGUCUCUCACUGGAGUCCAUUCAGAACCUACUACAAACCAUAAUGACACAGACAGGAAGUAGCUCUCACAAAACACAGGAAACAGUUGUUUACAUCAAGAAGAAGAUUAGAAAAAAUCCCUCAACAGAGAAAUCCAUUAAUCUGUUCCACUGUCUGAAUGAACUGGAAGAUCAUUCUCUCGUUGAGGAAAUCCAACUGUACCUGCAAUCUGGAAAUUUACAAAAAAGCAAACUGUCUUCUUCUCAGUGGUCUGCUGUGGUGUUUGUGUUACUGACAUCAGCACAGGAACAGGAUGUGUUUGACCUUAAUAAAUAUAGCAGCAAACACUGUACAUCAGAGGAGGUUCUACUGAAGCUCCUGCCUGUGGUUGCAGCAUCCAGAAAAGCUGAUUGUAGUAAUUGUGACCUGAAAGAAAAAGGCUGUUCAGCAUUGGCCUCAGUGCUCAGCUCUGAAUCCUCCAGUCUCAGAGAACUGGAUCUUUCUAAGAAUAAACUCAGAGACACAGAAGUAAAGUGUAUUUCAGCUGGACUGGGGAAUCCUCACUGUAACCUGGAGAUACUGAGCUUGUGUUAUUGUGGUGUCUCAGAUGAAGGUAUUGCUGCUCUGACUUCAGCUCUGAGAUCAAACCCCUCACAUCUGAGAGAACUGGAUCUGACUGGGAAUUACCUAAGAGACUCAGGAGUGGAGCGUCUCUCUGAUGUACUGGAGAAUCCUCAAUGUAAACUGGAGAUACUGAGGUUGUAUGAUUGUGUCUCAGAUGAAGGUUGUGCUGCUCUGACUUCAGCUCUCAGAUCAAACCCCUCACACCUUAGAGAACUGGAUCUGUGUAAGAAUAAACUCGGAGACUCAGAAGUGGAGUGUCUCUCAGCUGUACUGAAGAAUCCUCACUGUAAACUGGAGAUACUGAGGUUGUGUGGUUGUGGUGUCUCAGAUGAAGGUUGUGCUGCUCUGACUUCAGCCCUGGGAUCAAACCCCUCACAUGUGAAAAAACUUGAUCUGACUGGGAAUACACUUGGAGAUAAAGGAGUGAAGUGUCUCUCUGCUGUACUGGAGAAUCCUCACUGUAAAGUGGAGACACUGAGGUUGCGUAGAUGUGAUGUCUCAGAUGAAGGUUUUGCUACUCUGACUUCAGCUCUGAGAUCAAACCCCUCACACCUGAGAGAACUGGAUCUGUCUGAGAAUAAACUUAAAGAUUCAGCAGUGCAGUGUCUCUCUGCUGUACUGGAGAAUCCUCACUGUAAACUAGAGAUACUGAGCUUGUGCCGAUUUUAUAUGUCAGAUGAAGGUAUUGCUGCUCUGACUUCAGCUCUGAGAUCAAACCCCUCACACCUGAGAGAACUGGAUAUGUCUGGGAAUAAACUCAGAGACUCAGGAGUGAAGCAUUUCUCUGCUGUACUGGAGAAUCCACAAUUUAACCUGGAGAUACUGAGGUUGUGUGGUUGUGAAAUCUCAGAUGAAGGUUGUGCUGCUCUGACUUCAGCUCUGAGAUCAAACCCCUCACACCUGAGAGAACUGGAACUGACUGGAAAUACACUCAGAGACUCAGGAGUGAAGCAUCUCUCUGCUGGACUGGAGAAUCCUCAAUGUAAACUGGAGAUACUGAGGUUGCGUAACUGUGGUGUCUCAGAGGCAGGUUGUGAUGCUCUAGCUUUGGCUCUGAGAUCAGACCCCUCACACCUGAGAGAACUGGAUCUGACUGAGAAUGAACUCAAAAGUUCAGGAGUAAAGCGUCUUUCUGCUGGACUGGAGAAUCCUCACUGUAAACUGGAGAAACUGAGGUUGUGUAAUUGUGGUGUGACAGAUGAAGGUUGUGUUGCUCUGGCUUCAGCUCUAAAAUCAAACCCCUCACACCUGAGAGAACUUAAUCUGUCUGGAAAUAAACUCAAAGACUCUGAAAAGAAGCUGCUCUCCAGUCUUAAAGAUGAUAAACGUUACAAACUCCAGAUCCUGAUGAUGUAAACAAUUUUCAUCUGGUGCAGAUUCCAAUGAAGAGAUUUUUAUUAGAUGUGCUCCAUCACAGAGGUGUUUCCUGGACAUGUAUUUUGAAGACCAUGUUGGUGGUUUUACAGAGACGUGUUCCUGUGCUUGGUGUGAUUCUUCAUGUGUGUUUAAGAGAGCAGUGCUGCAGAAAUAAUAUCAGGACUAAACAUUUACUGAAUAUAAAAUAAUUGUUAUUAUGAUGUACAAACAUUUCCACAGUGACACCCUACAGGAUCCAGACCUCAUAGCAGGACUUGAGUUCUGGUUAAUGUUCCAGGUGAGGUCUCUAAAUGCACAUGUCUUUAUUUAUUUAACAUGUUCUUGUCAUGUUUAUUAUUUAAACAUCUUAAUUUAAGUUUUAACUUCCUAGUAAAGCACAAUUGUUUUUCCGUUUUUUUUAUAUUUAGUACAUCUAUAACUAUGUUUCUUACAUACUGUGAGUGUAAAGUGUACAACAUUUUUCUUUAUUUAACAUGUCGCUCUCCUUAUUUAGAAAUUUUUAUUUAAGUUGUAACUUUUUAGUAAAGCAUAAAUUUUGUACGUUUUGUAAUAUUUAGUACAUUUAUUAAUAUGUUUCUUACAUACUGUGAAUGUAAAGUGUACAACAUUUUUCUUUAUUUAACAUGUUCAUGUCGCUCUCCUUAUUUAAAAAUCUUAAUUUGAGUUUUAACUUCCUAGUAAAGCACAAUUGGUUUUCCGUUUUGUAAUAUUUAGUACAUCUAUAACUAUGUUUCUUACAUACUGUGAGUGUACAGUGUAAAACAUUUUUCUAUAUUUAACAUGUCGCUCUCCUUAUUUAGAAAUUUUCAUUUAAGUUGUAACUUUUUAGUAAAGCACAAUUGGUUUUCCGUUUUGUAAUUAUUUUUUUUAUUUGUCAGUGUUUUCUUAUAGACUGUGAGUGUAAAGUAUAAAACAUUCCGUUGUAAAUUCCAUAAAAAAUGACAAUA